AUGGCUGGUAUGAGGAAAGGAGGCUGGGCAGGAUCCAGGUUGUUCUCCCGUGCCAUCGGGUUGGCCACCUUGGUUUUGUCACUUAUCUCCUUCUCGAGCGUCGCGGAUUGCCUCACUCUGAGACACGCGCUUUUGCAUGCGACCAGAGCACACCCUACUGGGCACCACUCUAUCGUUGUGCCGAGGUCCGACGAAACAUACCCGGUCGAUGCUCUGGCCGAGGGAAAGCUAGAGGAGGAAGCUGCCGCCACCACCGUCAACAAAUACAAGGCUGAUGAGGCGCGCGAAAAGCAGGAUGACGAAGAUGAGGAGGCCGCCGCUGCCGUGGAUGAUCGUAUGCAAACUGAGGAUUCCAUGCAGAGCAUUCCUCUUGACGACGCUGAGGACAACGGUGAUGGCGACAAGGAUACGCUCGGUGAAACAGAUUUCACCGCUGAAAAAGCACUCGACACCGACGACUCUGAAACUACAGAAGGUGACGCAGGGGACGACAACAACGGAAAGAACGACAGCGACGAGAUGGCCGCUCUGAACGAAACUGAUGGUGCCGACGAUGCCUCUCUCGCCGACUCAUACCUGGAGGAGAACUCAAAUGUAGCAACGAAAUCUCCCGACCACUCACAUCUCCGUCUGGUUGGCCGCAAGUUCGAUCCCCCAAGCAAAUUCCACAACUUCAAGAAAGCCGGCCGUGUAAUAAAGGCCGUGUCACGCAUGGGAGCUGAGUACGCGAAGAAGGGCCUGAAAAAAGCCACAGAAGCAGCCAAAAGGAGCGCAUCCAGAUUUGCCCACAGGACGGGGAAUGUGGCGAAGAAGAUCAGAGAGUACGUCGCCAAACAUCAUCACCAGUAG
Molecule: messenger RNA, 849 nt
Organism: Babesia ovata
Lineage: Eukaryota; Apicomplexa; Aconoidasida; Piroplasmida; Babesiidae
Exons: 1
Coding region: 1-849 (282 amino acids)
Source: RefSeq, a predicted model, not a curated record